Molecule: messenger RNA, 426 nt
Organism: Trichobilharzia regenti
Lineage: Eukaryota; Metazoa; Platyhelminthes; Trematoda; Strigeidida; Schistosomatidae
Source: the annotation of a GenBank genome assembly
AUGGAUACUUCAGCAAUCGAAGCACUUGAAAAGCUGAAACAUUCUCUAAGCUCAGAAACUAUACUGGUACGUCGUGAGGCUCCUAUAGCUAUUAUGACAGAUGCAUCAGAUGUCGCCGUCGGCGCAGUUCUUCAACAAUUCUCUGCUGGGAAAUGGCAACCUCUCUCCUUUUUCUCCAAACGUCUAGACGCUACUCAAUCAAGAUAUAGUGCAUUCAGUAGAGAAUUACUAGCAGUCUAUCUUGCUGUUAAACAUUUUCGUCAUAUGGUCGAAGGAAUACCGUUUACUAUCAACACAGACCACAAACCUUUAACCAAAGCCAUGAACGAAGAGCACGAUAAGUACUCACCAAGAGAGCUCUGACACCUUGAGUUCGUUUCUCAGUUCACUUCAGACAUUAGAUUCAUCAAGGGACAUAAAAACGAG